Molecule: messenger RNA, 2076 nt
Organism: Closterium sp. Naga37s-1
Lineage: Eukaryota; Viridiplantae; Streptophyta; Zygnematophyceae; Desmidiales; Closteriaceae
Source: the annotation of a GenBank genome assembly
AUGCUCCUGGGAUUGCUCGUUCUGCUGGUCGCGGUGCUGCUGACGUUUAUCAUAGUGUCUCUCGCGCGGAAAAAGGCGAGGAUACGGCAGCAGAUGGCGGAGGUUGAAAAGUACACUCUCGCGCUGGAGCAGGCUGAGAGGUCGAAGAGCGAGUUUGUCGCGAACCUGUCGCAUGAGCUGAGGACGCCUAUAACGGGGAUGUUAGGGAUGAUGGAUUGGCUGCUGGAGACAAGUCUGUCGGAGUGGCAGCACCGGGACCUGCUGGACGCCAAGACGUGUGCCGUGGAGGCCAUUGGGCUGCUCAACAGUGUUUUGGAUCUGGCCAAGCUGCAGUCGAGUCUAUCGGAGUGGCAGCACCGGGACCUGCUGGACGCCAAGACGUGUGCCGUGGAGGCCAUCGGGUUGCUCAACAGUGUUCUGGACCUCGCCAAGCUGCAGGUGGGACACGCCGGGGAGCUGUACCCCACCCGUCCCCUUGUCCAAAUUCUCCCCUUUAACACCACUCCCCUUCCCUGCUACUCCCCACCCACACGUGGCAACGAGUCCGACUCAUUCCCCGAGCCUGAGCCCUGGAUGCUUCACCCGCCCAUCCCACACCCACUCACCGCCGAGGCUUGCCGGAAGAGGAGGAGGGCGGAGGGAGGGGGGGAGGCGGGGGAGGGGGGGGAGGGGGGGGGAGGGGGGGGAACCGGGGGAACUGGGCGGAGAAGCGAGGGGGGCCAGGGGAGGAGUAGGAGGGGGAGGAGGAGGGGCGUGGGGCGAGUGCAGUUGGUGAUGGCGUGUGAGGAUACAGGGUGUGGAAUCCCGUGGGAGGAGAUGCGGUGGGUGCUGGACCCGGAAGGCCACGGGGAGUUCGUGCAAGAGGAGGAGAUGAACGCUUACAUCCAGCCAGCAGACCCUGCCAGCAGCACCACCACGCAUGCGCCCAGCAAGCACACAGACAGCCCCACCGCGCUCUCCAUCCUGCGCUCGCUACCUGGGACGCUGCUGAGGAGUGUGAUGGGCGGAGGGGAUGAUAGCGCAUCGGGGAAGGCGCGCGGUGGGAAGGGGUUUCAGGACGCGUGGACACCGUACCCUGUGCGCUUCCUGCUGUCUGCGAGUCUGUGCGAUUCCUGCUGGCAGGGCUGUGCGGGUGUGAGCUACGCCAGGGCGCUCGCAGCAGGCUUUGCCGACACUCUUCUCCAGCCGUGCCUCGUGACUGACCUCGCUCAAUGCCUGCAUGCACUCUUCGCCCCCAUCGACCAAUCAGACAACCUCUCCGACACCUCCACCAAUCACGUGGCGCCAGCCGACCCCUCCUCCGUCUCCUCCCUCGCCCCCUCCACGCCCCCGCGCCCCAAAUCCCCGCAAUUCCGCUCCAAAGCCGCGCUCGCGCUCGCGAAACCCGAGGACGCCGCCGCUUUGCUAAAAGAAAUGCUUAGCGGGCGGGAGGUGAUGGUGGUGGAUGACAACGCGGUGAACCGGAUGGUGGCGAGGAAGACUCUGCAGGGGCUGGGGGCCAAGGUGGAGCUUGUGGAGAGUGGGGAGAAGGCAUUGGAGAGACUAAGUGCUCCGAAUGAGUUCGCGGUGCUGCUGAUUGACUUGCACAUGCCCCCUGGGAUUGACGGCUACGAGACGGCUCGACGCAUACGUGCUCAGUACCAAGCAGAGACUGCGGCACCUGCUGCUGCAACCACCACCACCACGAGCACCAGCAGCAGCAGCGGUGGCAGCAACGGCAGCGGCAGCACAACUGUUACCUCCUCUUCCCUGCCGAAGCUUCAGUCCCAGCCGUCGUUUGCGUUCCACCCUGGCGGCCUGCCAUUGUUGGAUCUAGAUGCUCCAGCAGCAGCAGCAGCAGCACCAACAGCACCAGCGGGAGCAGCAGCAGCAGCAGCAGCAGUGGCGGCUCCAGCAGCGGAAGAAAAGGCACCUAGCCCAGCACGCAGGCAGCUGAUAUUCUCACUGACAGCGGAUGUGGACGCGCGGGUGAGGCAGGCAUGCAAGGAGGCGGGUAUGGAUUUCACUCUUUCCAAGCCCAUCGCCCACCAAGAGCUGCUCUCCGCCUUCAAAGCUGCGGGGGUAGCACUGCUGUGA